Etheostoma spectabile (orangethroat darter) is the source of this 1409-nucleotide messenger RNA. RefSeq lists its product as uncharacterized. The transcript has 5 exons. The record is from RefSeq and is a predicted model, not a curated record. The annotation marks the transcript as partial. NCBI's taxonomy places the organism in Eukaryota, Metazoa, Chordata, Actinopteri, Perciformes, Percidae. Gene Ontology annotation, molecular function: nucleic acid binding.
UAGAAGUGUAAGAAUGCGUGGUGGUGGCAUUCCAAGGGCUGCAAGAACAGUAGUCAGUGAUGAAAUUCGUGCCACUAUCGUUGACCAUGUAAUCAACCACGGUCUUUCACUAAGAGAGGCUGGUGAAAGAGUGCAGCCCAAUUUGAGGCGGUCAACGGUUGCCUCCAUUAUACGCAUCUUUCAACAAACCAACAGAAUGCAACGUCUUCCACCCUCUGGGGGAAGAGGAAAGCUCCUCAAUAAUGAUCAAGAGCUUGCCAUUGUAGAAAUGGUUGUUGCAAAUAAUGCAAUAAAACUGCAUGAAAUUCAAGCUAGAAUUGUGGAGGACCAUGAGAUAUUUGACAAUAUCGAUAGCAUCAGCCUCACAACCAUCACACGGACGUUGUCCAAACACAGAGUGCGGAUGAAGCAGCUCUACGCUGUUCCCUUUGAGAGGAACAGUGAGAGAGUCAAGGAGCUACGACGACAGUAUGUCCAGAGAGUUAUGGAAUUGGAGGCCAACCAGGCCCCUCAUGAAUUCAUAUACAUAGAUGAGGCAGGAUUCAAUCUGGCCAAAAGGCGUCGACGUGGACGAAAUAUAAUUGGAAAAAGGGCCACAGUUGAUGUGCUAGGACAGAGAGGGGCAAACAUUACCAUGUGUGCGGCAAUUGCAAAUGCAGGAUUACUCCAUCACAGAUGUCAGGUUGGACCCUAUAAUACCGAGCGCAUCCUUGCCUUUCUCAGUGAUCUCCACCAGCGCCUGGUUCCAGAGCAGGAUCAGGAGGGUGAAAACAUGAGGACCUUUGUAAUUACCUGGGACAAUGUGGCUUUCCAUCAUUCACAAGCAUGGAGGUGGAAGGUUUAUGACCAUCAGCCACAUGACCAGAUGUCCCUCCUUGAAGCCAUGGAUGCUGGCUGCAGGGACAUCACAGUUCAUGACUGCCAAGGGUGGAUCCGACAUACCAAGCGUUUGAUGAAAACAUGUGGCCUAACCCUGAAGAUCGCAGAGAUUAAAUGCAGUAAUUUUUACGGGCGUGGAAGAAUGGCUGGUGAGUGGAAAAGGAAGAAGUGGGUGUUUGGGAUGCUUGGCGUGAAGCACAGAGGACAGAGGACCAUGCCUGUUCUCCGCCUGGUGGCAAGACGGACCAAACGAGAACUGGUCCCAUUGAUUCUCCACCACGUUCGUACUGGAUCCACAAUAUUAAGUGAUGAGUGGCGGGCCUACCGUCAGGCUCUGCCGGCAUUUGGAUACAGGCAUUACACAGUUAACCACAGUGUGGCAUAUGUCAAUGGUGAAACGGGCUGCCACACUCAACACAUUGAGAGGGCCUGGAGGAGCUACAAGGAGACAAUUGGUAGACUCCGAGGGAAUCGCACGGAGGAUCUGCUCAGAGACCAUUUGAUUGUGAUCGAGUGGAAUGAAUGGUUGG